CAAUUCUCAAAAUCAGCGCUUGGCCAAACAGGCUAUAAAGCAAUCUGUGAGAAGUGAGAGCUCUCUGCAUUGUGAGCAGAACCAAGACAACCAAAAAAGAAGAGAAAAAACUUGAUGUAAACUAGUUAUGAUAUUUAAGAAUUCAUUUCAGCCGGGAAUCAUGAGAGUGGCAGUGCCACGUUGUGGAAUUCCAUUAUUGAAGCCUGUCAACAAAUUCCCCUUCUUCUCUUCCACCCUUUCGCCUAAAACUUGUGCUCGAACCUUCUCUGCGAAAAUGUCAACAAACCCACCUUCUCAACUUACCCACACAAUCAAUCUUCCAGCCCAACUCAAUCAACCCGUUUCUAUUAUCGCUGCUCCCGGCGUCUCCAAUGCCCAGUUCAGUCAGAUUUCUGGAAGAUCUUCAAAAGAGGAAGCAUUUUAUGUAAAGUGGUUAAAGAACAUACAAGCUGAAACAGGACUGCUGGUUAAUGGAGCUAUGUCUUUAAGACAAGUUCUUAUUCAGGGUGUAGAUAUGUUUGGAAAGCGUUUGGGGUUUCUAAAGUUCAAAGCAGAUAUUAUUGAUAAGGAGACAGGUCAAAAGGUUCCUGGUAUUGUCUUUGCACGGGGUCCAGCUGUUGCAGUGCUAAUCCUUUUGGAUUCUGAGGGUGAGACGUAUGCUGUGCUUACGGAGCAGGUUAGGGUACCUGUUGGGAGGCUAAUUUUGGAAUUGCCAGCAGGAAUGCUGGAUGAUGACCAUGGUGACUUUGCUGGAACAGCAGUUCGAGAGGUUGAGGAAGAAACUGGAAUACACCUGAAUGUUCAUGAUAUGGUCGACCUCACGGCUUUUCUUGAUGCAUCGACUGGGGGAAGAGUUUUUCCUUCUCCUGGUGGCUGUGAUGAGGAGAUCAGUUUGUUUCUAUACAGAGGAAAUGUCAGCAAAGAGAAAAUCCAACAACUGCAAGGGAAAGAAACUGGACUACGAGACCAUGGGGAGCUGAUUAAGGUGCAUGUGGUUCCAUAUGAUAAACUGUGGCGUGCCACAGCUGACGCAAAGGCUCUGACCGCAAUUGCCCUCUAUGAGAUGGCCAAAAGAGAUGGGCUGCUGCCUUGAGUUAAUAUUUUCUCUCCCAUUUUUAUCUCAAUUUACUUUAUUGUUUGCUUGGCUGAAUAGGUGAUGGUAUAUCUUAGGCAGAUGACUUCUACAUUAUGGGUAUUCCUAGGCGAACACUCCUGGCAACUGCAUCUGUUGCUUAGUUUUGAACUUUUGUACAUAGACACACAAAAGCUGUUUUGCAUAGAACACAAUUUUAUCAUUUCGAAAAAGAUAAUAAAAAAGGGAAAGAGGAGAUUGGUCCUUGCACA
This is a messenger RNA of Nicotiana tabacum (common tobacco), 1344 nucleotides long. NCBI's taxonomy places the organism in Eukaryota, Viridiplantae, Streptophyta, Magnoliopsida, Solanales, Solanaceae. The record is from RefSeq and is a predicted model, not a curated record.